Molecule: messenger RNA, 1236 nt
Organism: Lonchura striata (white-rumped munia)
Lineage: Eukaryota; Metazoa; Chordata; Aves; Passeriformes; Estrildidae
Source: RefSeq, a predicted model, not a curated record
AUGCACAAGGGGCUGCUGCGCCUGGCAGGGGACCCCAACCUGACGGUGCUGCACACCCGGGACGAGGAGCUGGCCAAGGCCGAGGUCGGGGUGCUGGGCACCAUCCUGGCCGUGGCCACCGUGGGCAACCUGGGCGUGCUGCUGGCCAUGUACCGGCUGAGGAGGAAGAUGAGCCGCAUGCACCUCUUCAUCCUGCACCUGGGGCUGAGCGACCUGGGCGUGGCGCUGUUCCAGGUGCUGCCGCAGCUCCUCUGGAAGGUCACCUACCGCUUCCUGGGGCCCGACCCGCUCUGCAGGGCCGUCAAGUACCUGCAGGUGCUCAGCAUGUACGCCUCCACCUACAUGCUGAUGGUGAUGACCCUGGACCGCUACCUGGCCGUGUGCCGCCCGCUGCAGUCGCUGCAGCAGCCCAGCCGCCAGGCCUACGCCAUGAUCGGGGCCACCUGGCUGCUCAGCUGCCUGCUCAGCCUGCCCCAGGUCUUCAUCUUCUCGCUGCGGGAGGUGCGCCCGGGCUCGGGGGUGCUGGACUGCUGGGCGGAUUUUGGGUACCCGUGGGGAGCGCGCGCUUACAUCACCUGGACCACGCUGUGCGUCUUCGUGCUGCCCGUGGGCGUCCUCAGCGUCUGCUACAGCCUCAUCUGCCACGAGAUCUGCAAGAACCUCAAGGGCAAGACCCAGAGCGGUGCCCCUGGCUCGGGGGGAGCCGCGGCCGCCGCCGGCCCCGGGCAGCCCUCGCGGGUGAGCAGCGUGCGCACCAUCUCCCGCGCCAAGAUCCGCACGGUGAAGAUGACCUUCGUCAUCGUGGCCGCCUAUGUCACCUGCUGGGCGCCCUUCUUCAGCGUGCAGAUGUGGUCAGUGUGGGACCAGGAUGCUCCUGAUGAUGAGUCCUCCAACGUGGCUUUCAGCAUCACCAUGCUGCUGGCCAGCCUCAGCAGCUGCUGCAACCCCUGGAUCUACCUGUUCUUCAGCGGGCACCUCCUGCAGGACGCCGGGCACUGCCAGGGCUGCUGGGGCCGCCCCCGGGCCGGGCUGCACAGAGCCAACUCCACGGGGAGCCUGUGCAGCAGGAAAACCACCGUCCUGAGCCACAGCCACCAGGGCCACCAGGAGCACCAGGGACACCAGGAGCACCGGGAGCACCGGGAGCACCAGGCCGGGCUGCCCCUGCACGGGGACAGCGUCAGGGAGCUGUACCCGCCCUGCGAUGAGGGUGUGACAGAGGCGGGCAUGCUCUAG